Messenger RNA from Sphaeramia orbicularis (orbiculate cardinalfish), 1248 nucleotides. RefSeq names its product even-skipped homeobox 2 (gene evx2). Gene Ontology annotation, cellular component: nucleus. The transcript has 3 exons. Gene Ontology annotation, molecular function: RNA polymerase II cis-regulatory region sequence-specific DNA binding; DNA-binding transcription factor activity, RNA polymerase II-specific. Gene Ontology annotation, biological process: regulation of transcription by RNA polymerase II. Bases 1 to 1248 code for a protein of 415 amino acids. The record is from RefSeq and is a predicted model, not a curated record. Lineage: Eukaryota; Metazoa; Chordata; Actinopteri; Kurtiformes; Apogonidae.
AUGAUGGAGAGGAUAAGAAAAGAGAUGAUAUUGAUGGAGAGAGGUCUGCACAGUCCCGUCGCAGGGAAGAGGCUCUCAGACGCGCCUGGAAAUUCAGUGCUGGAGGCCCUGGAAAACUCCCAGCACGGCGGACGAUUGAGCCCGAGAAUAACUUCGGCUUCUCUCCAUGGAAAUCUGGGGGACAUUCCGACUAAAGGCAAAUUUGAGAUUGACAGUCUUUUCGGUACACACCACAACAGUGAAAAUACCUCUUCGGCGGAAAUUUCAUCGUCAGAAAGUAGGAAGAAAAUGAGUCUUUAUUCCGAAGUUUCGCAAGAAUCAGAUAUUAACAGUGAUGUGGAGGUGGGAUGCCCUGCGCACCGCUCCCCGAGCCAACACAAGGAAAACAACAAAGGCUUUUCGGACAGUAAUUCUGCGUCUUCUAACACAAGCUCCAGUUCGCUCCCGAACAUGAACGGCAACUCAGCGGGUUCAAACAACUCCAACAGCGACCAGGUCAGAAGGUAUCGGACUGCUUUCACCAGGGAACAAAUCGGAAGAUUGGAAAAGGAGUUUUACAGGGAAAAUUACGUUUCCAGACCGAGGAGAUGUGAACUGGCCGCGGCGCUAAAUCUGCCCGAAACGACCAUUAAGGUGUGGUUCCAGAACAGGCGGAUGAAGGAUAAAAGGCAGCGUUUGGCGAUGUCCUGGCCCCAUCCUGCAGACCCCAGCUUCUACACUUACAUGAUGACGCAUGCGGCAGCUACAGGAAGUCUACCUUACCCUUUCCACUCGCACAUGCCUCUACACUACUACCCGCACGUCGGUGUCACGGCAGCAGCAGCCGCCGCCGCAGCCACGGGCGCCGCCUCGUCACCUUUCGCCACUUCCAUCCGGCCCCUCGACACCUUCCGCGCACUUUCGCACCCUUACUCACGGCCGGAGCUCCUGUGCAGCUUCAGGCACCCGGGACUCUACCAGUCACCCGCAGGCCUGAAUAGUUCUGCGGCGGCGUCGGCGGCCGCGGCGGCAGCGGCUGCGGCAGCGGCGGUCAGCGCCCCGUCCGCCACCGGGCCCUGCUCGUGUCUGAGCUGCCACAGCAGCCAGGCGGCGAGCGCACUGGGCUCCAGGAGUACCAGCGCUGACUUUACCUGCACAGCAUCGGGCCAAAGAUCCGAGAGUGGAUUUUUGCCGUAUUCUGCUGCUGUUCUCAGCAAAACCUCAGUCCCGUCACCAGACCAACGAGAAGAAACUUCCCUUAACAGAUAA